AUGUCAUGUUAUGGUGAUAUGAUUGUUAAAGUUAAUCAAGUCUGUCAAUCUGACAAAGAAGACACAAAAUUAACUGUUGUGUUGGGAUUGAAGAUUAUGACCGUUACAUCUUCAACUCAUUUUAUGAUCAAGAAAGAUCUUGGUUCAAAUAAGUAUCCGUUAAAGGUUUCGUUAAUUGGCAUUACUCAGGAUAUAGCAAAAGAAAUUAAUAAUGAGAAUGCGAUGGUUAAAGUACUGGUAAAGAAUUAUGUUGGUCAGAGCAGUAAUUUUAUCGUUAUGAUAGUAUUUCUAUACUGUAAUAGUCAAUUUAAGCACUUGAUAAAUUCUACUAGACCAAAUGAGUCAUUACUUUUCAUUGUGGAACAUUUGAAAGUUAUUCAAGAUGAUUUAUACGUAUAUACUGUUGAGACUUCUUUUAUUAAUACUUAUUCUAAUGUUAGUGAAAGUUUAACUGAAGUGCCUAUGAUUGAAAAUAGUGAUAGAGGUGAGGAAGUGAAUCAGUUCGUUAUUGAUUCAUCAGCUUCUGAUUUUCAUUUAUCUAAAUGUAUAAAAACGAAAAAUAAGGAUAAGUGUGUGACCGAACAGAACACGGGAUGUAUGAACGAAAGUAAUGUACCUGAAACAAAUACUGUUAGUGAGAACAAAAGAAGGGGUGUGGUCAGACGUUUGAAUCUGAUAUCGUCCCUUAUGCCAAAACAUUGUAAAGUACAAGUUAAGCUUAUAGAAAUAGGCUCUCUUGUAGAGAACAUUUAUUAUGGUCCUUUUUCUCAUUUUUGGUGGAAACUUUCAAAUCAAAUACCCAAAUACUUUUGUCAAAGUGGUAAUGUUUCAGCUACAAAGACAAGUGCAACCAAAGCAGUUUCUAAAGUUUAUCAAGAUAUUUUUCACAAUGGAACUUGA
Messenger RNA from Diversispora eburnea, 900 nucleotides. NCBI's taxonomy places the organism in Eukaryota, Fungi, Glomeromycota, Glomeromycetes, Diversisporales, Diversisporaceae. The record is from the annotation of a GenBank genome assembly.